Aphanomyces astaci is the source of this 1616-nucleotide messenger RNA. RefSeq lists its product as hypothetical. The transcript is spliced from 7 exons. The record is from RefSeq and is a predicted model, not a curated record. Bases 47 to 1573 code for a protein of 508 amino acids. Lineage: Eukaryota; Oomycota; Saprolegniomycetes; Saprolegniales; Verrucalvaceae. Gene Ontology annotation, molecular function: protein binding.
CUUCGAAUUUCCAAGCAAGUAGUUGUCCAUUCUACUAGCGGUUCAAAUGAUGGCGCAGGGCACUCCGUUCGGCAACUUGAUGGCUGAAGCUGUCAAGCUGAAAGGAGCCCAACAGGCGACACUGCGACCCGUGUGGGACUCGUGGCCGCAGUACUUUCAGCACUCGAUGUUCAUGCAAGACCCGAUCGUGAGUGGUCGAGAGAAACCGUUCGACGAGCGACUGCGCCUGGCGACGGAGAUCAAGGUCCAAGGCAAUGUUCACUUUGCCAAAGGCGAGUUUGAAGAGGCCGUGGCGCAGUACGAAAAGGCGUUGGCGCUGUUCAAGUACUGCGAAAACACAGACCCCGACUGGAAGAAGAAGGGCAUUCGGGACGACGACAUCUACGUCGUCGACUACAAACCCGACAACGUCCACGACCAGAGCCAGCUGGACACUCUGAAAGUGACUUUGUACCUCAACAUAAGCGUAUGCAAACUCAAAUUGAAAGAGUUUGCGUUGGCCAUUUCCGCCUGUGGCGACGUGUUGGCGAUUGACCCGACCAACGCCAAGGCGUACUAUCGGCGAGCACAAGCGUUGAUCACGCCGCUGUCGUGUGGCGCCGUGGAAUUUGAAAAAGCGCUCGUCGACCUGGAAACGGCUUGCCACCACGACCCCGACAAUGUGGAAUGCAGAAACUUGUACCGGCGGCUUCGACUCGAACACGCCCAACAGCGCAAACUCGACAAACGCACGUUCAGUGGCAUGUUUAACCGCGGCACAGUCGUCGACGACACCAACGUCGUCGAGGUAACUGCUCCAGACAAGGCGCGGGCGAAUGAAAAGCGACUUCAAAAGGAGGUCGAAGAUGCAGAAGCCAUCGCCCACAUGUACGAACAAAGCGGGAAACUGCAGGAAGCAAGCGAGUUGAGGCAGAAAAUCGACCAGGCCAAGGCGGCCACAAGGGCGACCCCGCCCCGCGUCGACUUUAUGCACCCGACCCCCGAAAUGAUUGAAGACGGCAAGAAGAACGGGAUUGACUUGACCGAUAAACGAGUGCAGCAAAUGCUCGCCGAUCUCCAAGACGAGCACUUGGCGAAUGGCACGACCCCGAAACAAUCUGCGACGCCGCCGCCAUCGGGGGCGACCAAGUUUCAAGAAGCACUCGGUGAAGCGGACGAGAUCUUGAAGACAAUGACCAACCAAGAAAUCUCGCAACUGCUCCAGUCCGAAGGCAUCGACUUUCAUUCGAUCACGGACAAGGACAUGUUGAAUGUACUGUACAGCGCAUCACUACAAGAUAUGGACAGACCGCCUCCAUCUUGUAUAUGGGUCGUAGGAAAUGGUGCGGAAUGUGCUGGCCACCAAGCUGCGCGACAUGCCUCGCCCCGGCGACGAGGAUACCGCCGCCGCCUCGGACAAGACGACCAGUCGGUCCAUGCGCCACAUCUUUGCGCUCGUGGGGCUGUGGGUGCUCUUUCGCAUGUAUUCGAGCGGCGGGUUCGCCAUGUUGGUCCGCGGGCUCCACGCGCUGACGUUUGGCGACUCGACCCCGUUGCGACCGUUAACGUCGGCCGACAGUUUCGACGACUUUGACGAGUUUUAACACUGCAUUGUAAUAAACGGUGUGUAUAUAUUG